Messenger RNA from Schistosoma turkestanicum, 2316 nucleotides. The record is from the annotation of a GenBank genome assembly. Lineage: Eukaryota; Metazoa; Platyhelminthes; Trematoda; Strigeidida; Schistosomatidae.
UAAAGUUGUAUCGCUUCAAAACUGCUAUGCGUUUCUGAGGAUAAUGAAAAUAUCGGGACAAAAAAGGGUGUUUCCAGAAGGAUGGGCAAAGAGAGUAAGCAUCCGUGGAAGAGCAAAUGGUGUUGUCACCUCUUCCAUCCCCGGAAAAUUAAAUAACAUUUCUGAGAUUUGCAGUGACUAUAAUAACUCAAAACGGUCGACUGAAGCAGUUGAUCGAAUAAUUGAAACCAUUCAACAAAAGCGAAAACAAAUCCAGGAAGCUGACAGUAAUCAUAUCAAGUCAAUCACAUACAGCUCUACCCAACCAACGCUCCUGAAUUCUCAAUCUUGUAACUAUAAAUUACCAAGAGCAUUUGUUCAACGAUCACGUGUUCAACAAAUAAUUGAUGAGUUUCUUUACAAAGCUAGAAAACGAGGACUGGGUGGUCGGUCAUCUAAAGAAAGAAAUAACCUUUCAGAAGAAAUCAAAUGUCAUCCAGUUAAUCGCGAACGACAUCAGUCUGGCGAGGGAGGAGAAAUUAUUUCUACUGUUAAAGAAUAUUUACCUCCAGAAGUGUAUAAAGAUUUUGCAUUUGAUGCAAAUUGCAAUAACUCUGAUACAGAAUUGAAUCGCACUUGUUCUUCAGGGUUUUACUCACGGAGUUUUAGUAUUCGAUCAAACUCACCAGAUUUAUUUGAUCAACAAGAAAAUAAAGUCAAUUCACAAACUCAUCUAAAGCAACCAAUGAAUGCAGUGGAUAAACAAACAAAUUUCGUAUUGUUUGAAAAACCUUGUGAAACACAUUCUUUCAAGUCUGAUUAUGACAAAAUAGCUCAGACUGAUGACUUUUAUUUUUCGCAGAACUCUCGAAAAAUGCUACAAUCUCCACAAAUAGUAGAAGUUCCAUUAUCAAAUAACUACCCAACAAAUAAUUUUUACAUUGCCAAUGACAAAAGUGCUUACGCCAUGGAAAAUAAAAUUAUACCAACAAAUUUAUAUCAUACAAUUCCUCAUGUUUUAUCGCAAAAUCAAUUUGAUCAAUACGGGAACCAAGUGAUUAGAUUUAAUGAUGUUGGAUUGUGUACAAACUGUCAUAUGCUGUACAGCAAACAAACCAAUACAAACCAUCAAAUUGAUAAUAUUUUCAAUUUUAAUCCAAAUUUCUAUCAAAGCAUACAGAAUUCUAACUCUACCAACAAAUUUUUACAAGAUCGUUGGAAGUUCAACUUCGCUAAUCAACCAUGUAAUUUAAGUAAUCUGAACUUUCACUCAAUAGAAAAAAACAAAGAUGAAAUUCAAGAUUUUUUAGAUGACUAUGAAUUCAGACACUUUAUGAAGGCGGGCGUUCAACAACUCACUGGAAUUCGACAAGAUAAUUGCUGUAUGCAUAAUUUUGAAAAUGUAGGGAGUGAACAAGUUUCACAACACAAUUUUCACAAAUUCACAGAUAAAUUUACGAGAGCUCAUACUCAUUCAUCUAAACAUUGUGAGCCAUCACCAGUGUUUCCUUUCAAAGUAAUCAAUGCUGAACGUAAUAAGUUGAAUGAAACUUAUGUAUGUAAUCAAGAUUAUCAAAAUGAGGAUAUUAUCAAAUUUUUUCCAAAUGAUGAUUUUAGUCACGGUAAAAAUGUUAACGCUUUUAAACACACUGAUUUAAAACUGGAAUCUGGAGAAAAGGUUCAUUCAUUAGGUUUAUCCUAUUCAACUGAUACAAUGAAUAAUAUGAAAUCUGCUACAACAUCAACAGUAUCAACUCAAACAUAUUCAACAGAUGAAAAAUGUGAAGAUACAUUUUAUAUCCCAUAUAGAAAACAAAACAAUUUUAACAUGGAAAAGACAUAUUACACGAAAUCUCUAGAUGCAUCAGAACUUCACUGUGAGACCUCAUUACCAACACAUCAAAAACAAUUUCAUGAUGAAUCGAUUAUUACGAGUGAAUUCACUACUGAACAAUUGCCGGUACUAUCAUCUGUGAAAAACAAGAUGCACAAACCACUGGCUACAUCGACACCUUCUGGUGAAAGAGCCGAUGAGAAUAAGAUAAUUGAUGAGAGAAAAUCUAAAAUGAAAACUAACCAAUUAACAGAUGUAUAUCACAGUUUUCAAAUACCUAGAAAAAUUACAAGCGACAGCAUUAUGAAUAAUAUGAAUGAAAGUGAAUCAUUUGUAAUCUUGAAUUUACUAAAAUCGGCAGGUAAAAGUGUUUCAUUUGAAAAUAUUGACAAUGAAGAAUAAAAUAGAAUAGAAAGACAAACAACUAUUCGUGGUUGCCUUUAUUCAUUGUCAUAUUGACGCAAUUAAAUGAUGUUUCGGUAAUUUGAAUAAACAAAUUUGAA